This is a messenger RNA of Geodia barretti, 360 nucleotides long. The record is from the annotation of a GenBank genome assembly. NCBI's taxonomy places the organism in Eukaryota, Metazoa, Porifera, Demospongiae, Tetractinellida, Geodiidae.
AUGCCACGCCAGAAUCCAGGCGAACCCUAUUCCCGGGUCGAUUCCCCGGAAGCCCUGCAGAUCCUGCAGGCCGACCCGGCAAACACCGUCGUGAUCGACGUCCGCCGCAAUGACGAGUGGGUCACCGGCCACGCCAGCGGCGCCAUCCACAUCAACGUGGACGACCUGGCCGGCCGCAUGGACGAAGUGCCCGAUGACAAGAAGCUGCUGUUCAUCUGCGCCGCCGGCGUCCGCAGCGGCCUGGCCUGCGAGCUGGCCGCCGCCAUGGGCUACGACUCGGAGAUGCUCUUCAACGUCGACGACGGCACGCCCGCGUGGAUCGCCGCCGGCAAUCCCACGUCCUACGGAGACAAUCCGUAA